AUGCCAACGCCUGUCCAACCUGUGGGUUCUCUGAAUGCAGAUGCGCGCUUCGAAAUAUGGAAAGACCAACACGUACCCUUGCUCUACGACUGGCUUUCCUCUCGCAACUUGGUCUGGCCACACGAGGCGUUGCGUUGGGGAGCCUUGAGCCCAGAUGAGAAUAGGUCAAGAGAACGCACCGUUAUAAGCAAUGGCGCCCCGUCUAUCACGCGCGCCCUGUAUUUAGCGGAACGGACAGGACCUUCCAAGAACGAUCCCAAUACCCUCCUGCACUUCGAUGUCAAGGUCACCCCAGAGCUUUCGUGCAAACCCCAAGACAUAGCCAAACCAUGGCUUAAUGAGGCUGUUGUCUUAGAGAGGGCCGAUCAAAUGUCGACAAGAAGCUUCUGGCUUCGCAAGCGAAUUAUCCACCCCGGCGAAGUCAAUCGGAUACGCCUCGCCGCACCUGGCGUCGUUAUCACGCAUACCGAUAAUCCUCAUUUGUUCGUUUGGGACUUCAAUAUGCAACCAGCAAGAGCGAAGGACGAAAUGACAGCUAGCGUGCCCACUGUCACACUAGUUGGACAUCAUGACGAUGCAGAUUAUGCCCUAGAUGUCGCUCCACCUCCAAACCUGGACAGCGAUGCUGGUCAGGCGGAUACAUGGAUUGUGAGUGGCGGCAGGGAUUGCUCUGUUCUUGUGUGGUGCCUUAAAGAUUACCAAAGCAUGGGACCAGAGUUGAUGCCCCGUGCGCGUAUGGUAGGAGGACGCAACAUGUCACCAGAUUUGGGACACACCAAUAUCGUAGAAGACGUCAGUUUCAAUUCACAUGACCGAAACAUCGUGGUCUCAGUUGGGCGGGACUCGGCAAUGAUGUUGUGGGAUACGCGAACAACCGCUAGGCCGACAAGCACGGUUCGGAAAGCUCACGUCGGAGAUAUCAACUGCUGUGAUGCAGGUGGAACAGAUCAGUACCUCAUCAUCACCGGCGGUAGUGAUCAUUUAAUCAAAGUGUGGGAUAGACGCUACCUGACAAAUGCACUUGGGGAGAGAAAGCCUAUUAAAACACUUCAUGGCCAUUCGAAUCAAGUGACAAAUGUUAUGUGGAACAAGUACGUUCCGGCCACUUUGGCAUCCGGCGGUGAAGACGGGCAAGUUCUACUGUGGAACAUCAAGGAAACAGAUCGUCGGCCGGCAUUCUCAAGUGGCUUGUAUUCGGUCAGCCCCGAAUUGAUGUUCAGACAUGUCGGACACACCCAGUCUCCCUCAAAGAUCGUCGAUUUUGAGUGGCAUCCCAGCGAGUCUGACCCCUGGUGCAUAGCGUCACUCAGCGAAACAGUUGGGGAAGGAGGAUCUACGGUGCAAAUAUGGAGGAUAUCUGAUUUGAUUUAUCGGGAGAAGGAGGAAGUUGCUGCUGACCUUCGACAGCAUGCUCGAUCUAGAGUCUACUAAAUCCCAGCCGCCCUUCGCUCCCGAAUGAGGGUACUCAAAAGAACCUGAAUAAUCUAUUCAAGGGAGGGAACUCAUGAUUCGAGAGUAGACAAAAAUGACCUUCCAUCGAGCCAGAGCUACGAGCAAUAUACAAUAACUGGCUCUUCUCAUCGUUUUCCACGGUUCUCAUGGUAAGCUGUGAACCGAUUAUCAAUUGCUGUUAGACAACUGGGAGUCCGAGAUUCAGUUUCCGAGUGGUUGCAAUAAUGCACAGAAACACACACCUCACAGUCGUCUUUAUGCAAAAUACAUGUUUCCUUACUCUCGCUCUUGCGCAAGAAGCCUGCUUCGAUGGUACAGGCGUGUAGCAUUUUGACGGGGUGUGAGUAGCCGGAAGCAAGCGCUCGGUUGGAUGUUUGACACAAUGCACCUCCAAGUAUUCCCUGUCCGACCAGCUAGGGAGUCGAUACAUACACUGCAGUUGGUAGGCAUAGAACUUAACGGUGAGAACGUGAGCGAGCAAACAUGACUGCGUCCAUGUCCUUAUUUUGAAUCGAUAGCGUCUUAACUCUGCCGGCUAUUGUUACCUGUUCACGGCAUUAUUGUACUCAGUGACAUAUUCCCAUAUACUUGUUAGUGAAUAGCGGAGGCACGGUUCACUUCUAUAGUUACUUAAACGAUAAAGCAGGGUGCU
Messenger RNA from Chondrus crispus (carragheen), 2104 nucleotides. RefSeq lists its product as hypothetical. The record is from RefSeq and is a predicted model, not a curated record. NCBI's taxonomy places the organism in Eukaryota, Rhodophyta, Florideophyceae, Gigartinales, Gigartinaceae. Bases 1 to 1431 code for a protein of 476 amino acids. Gene Ontology annotation, molecular function: histone binding. Gene Ontology annotation, cellular component: nucleus. Gene Ontology annotation, biological process: regulation of gene expression. The transcript is spliced from 2 exons.